UUUUCGAUCUAUCUGUGCUUAGCUUUUAGAUUAAGCUUCCAACUUAAAUCAAUUUUCUAAUUGGCAAAGCCGCAUAUUUCUUCAGUUUCGCUUUGUUCUUCAGUUAUUAUAGCCACCUUUUGAGAAGUGCUUUUUCGUUUUUGGGAUUUUCUGUAUUGGAUUCGUAAAUUGGAAUUGGUGAAUUCAUACGUUUUGCCUGUUUUGUGCUUUCUGUAGCUCCGUUCAAUAGGCUCUCUUUUAGCUGCUCCGUUCAAUGGGAGAGGGUUCUGGAAUGAUGGCUGAGGAUAACACCGAUGAACUAGUAAGUCCAGUGACUAGCGUGAAGAAUGACUCUAUGGCUGAGGAUAGCAUCGAUGAACUAGUGAGUGCAGUAACUAGCGUGAAGAAUGACUCUGCUGGAAGAAAGCCAGAUAAAAUCAGCACAAUAAAACCGAGAUCUAUGAGUAAUGGAAACAAGGUUCUUCCCUGCUAUCGCAGCUCCUCCUCUACUUCAUCUUACAAUGCAGGCAAUACAAGAAGGCAAUCCACUGGGAAGUUGAAUUCUCCUGAUAGCGGACAAGAUGUUAUUCCUCAUUAUCUGAGAGCUUCCACUGGUUCUUGCCAUGACUUCUGUAAAUAUGGCAGGAAACAUUCCUCUGAAGCAAAGCCAUGGCAUCCUCUAUCAAAAAGAAAGAACAAACUUCCUGCUGAUGAGCAGAGUCCUGCAUGGACCUUGGUGGGGGAGGCAAAAAAGGGGACUUUGGUCAAGCAAAAGCUUUCCACUCCUCCUGGGAGUGUGCUGGGAGAGAAAAAGAAGGUGACAGGAGUUGAGCAAAAGCCUUCCACUUCUCCAGGGAGUAUGCUGGGAGAGGCGAAGAAGAGGACCGUGGUCAUGCAAAAGACUUCCACUACUUCAGGGAGUAACCAGAGUGAUGGAAAGAAGGGGACUUUGAUCAAGCAAAAGCUUUCCACUCCUCCUGUGAGUAUGCUGGAAGAGGGAAAGAAGGUAAAUGAGGUCUAUCAAAAGCCUUCAGCACCUCAGGAGAGUUUACUCAAAUAUGAAAAGGAGGUCACUAUGGUUGAGCAAAAGCCUUCUUCUCCUCCAGGUUGCAUGGAGGGAGGGAUAGAUGAGGUGACUGUGGUUGAGCAGAAGUCUUCAGCUUCUCUGGUGAAUAUGCUAGGAGAGGGAGAAAAUGUGACUGUGGUUGAGCAAAAGCUUUCUACUCCCCCAGGGAGUAUGCUGGUAGAGGGAAAGAAAGAGGCCGUGGUCAAUCAAAAGCCAUCUGCUCCUCCAGGGAGUAUGCUAGGACAGGGAAAGAAGUUGAAUGUGGUCGAUCGAAGGCCUUCUCCCAAGGUUCACUCUCUUGAACCCUCUGAAAUAAAAAAGAAAAAGAUACUGCUGCCACCAAAGAGUGUUCACUCUCUGAAAUUGGAUUCCUCAAGUGACAAGAUGCCAGAGACAGAAAAGAAAAUGAAAUCUUCAUCUAAGAUCUUAGGAGGUGUAGAUGCAGGAGGCAAGAAAGACAGUGUUGCUAAUUAUAGAAAACAAAUAAUCGCGCCUAAAGUAUCUGCAGAGAAAUCUUUGGAGACGCCAACUCUUUCAUCUUCUCCAAAAUCUUCCUCUGUCAAACCUUUGAUCUUGAGGGUAAGAAGCAAUAAAAGCUUAAAACUGCUGGCUCCUCUGAAGGACCAGAACAAGAUGCGGAGAGAUGGGACAAACAAACUGAACCCUAAACUGGUUCCUGAGAAAACUGUACGUACUCCCAAAGUGAAAGCAUCACCAAAGUCUUCACCCCAUUUACAAUCACGUCCGUUGUCUAAUGAAGAAGAUAAAAAGGAAGUUGUUAAGCUUGCAGACAGUGCAUUGGGUAAAUACACCUCUAGCAGCAAAAAUCUGUUACACAUAGCAGACGCAGAAACUGUUGGGAAAAAUCAGAAAAAGACAUUGAGAAAAGGUAAGACAGGUGUUUCUAAUGAUAAUAAUUCUUCGGCAGUGAAACUAAAGUUCAGAAGGGGCAAGAUAGUUGAUCUCCAGCAAGAAACCAGCAGCCCUAGGAGGCUGACAUUUAGAUGGGGACGACAUGUGGGUGAAAGCCAGGACAGCAAUAUAAGAAAGAGAAUCUUUAAAAAGAAAGGAGUUGAUGGUGACAAAAGUAAUACCAUCCCUAUUUCUGGAAAAAUUGUUUUGAGGCAUCAGGAUGUGCAAGAAAAGAAAGAUGUGCAGGGUUUGUUGAAUAAUGUGAUUGAAGAGACGGCGAGUAAGCUUGUUGAAACCAGGAAGAGCAAGGUUAAAGCUUUGGUGGGAGCUUUUGAGACAGUGAUUUCCCUCCACGAUAAACCUUCUACUGUCACCGUUUCUUGAUUAACUAACAGAAUUUUAUAACAAAUAGGAGCAAUUGCAAAUAUAGUGGUUGAUAUAGCUUUUCUGACCUGGUUUACAUAUGUUUGUCCUGUUUCUCAUUCCGACUCAUCUUCUUAACGAUUUCUUGAUGCUUGCCGGUUCUAUUCUCAUGAUUGAAUAAAUUCAGUUUCUUCUGGGUGCA
Molecule: messenger RNA, 2522 nt
Organism: Capsicum annuum
Lineage: Eukaryota; Viridiplantae; Streptophyta; Magnoliopsida; Solanales; Solanaceae
Exons: 2
Coding region: 254-2341 (695 amino acids)
Molecular function (GO): calmodulin binding
Source: RefSeq, a predicted model, not a curated record